This is a messenger RNA of Aspergillus nidulans FGSC A4, 896 nucleotides long. RefSeq lists its product as uncharacterized. The transcript has a single exon. The coding region runs from base 74 to 811 and encodes 245 amino acids. NCBI's taxonomy places the organism in Eukaryota, Fungi, Ascomycota, Eurotiomycetes, Eurotiales, Aspergillaceae. The record is from RefSeq and is a predicted model, not a curated record.
AAAAAUAUUCGACUCGCAACCACAUCGCAUCAACUUUUCAAAUAACUACAACACGCAUCAUCAUCACAUCACAAUGGAUCUCCAAGGCAACCCUAUCCCCUCUGGCCAGCGCGGUGUUAAGAACACCACCGACCCCUUGUCCAACCGCCCCAUCAACGAGCCUUCUGGCCCUGUCUUGAAAGACUCACUCGCCGCUGAAUCGGUCAGCCAUGGCGGCUCAUUCAAUGAAAACCGCAACGCCCAACCUAUUGGAGCAACAUCUCAAAACACCACCACAAACACUACCGACACAUCGGCAGCCACAAAGCUUCCUUCAGCUUCUAACGCCCGUGAGCGCGAAGAACCCCACGGCUCCCAGCGAUAUCCUGACGCCCUCGGCGGCCAGGCAGAGUUCCCCGGCGCUCACGUCCCAGAAACUGGAUACGUUGGCGGCUCAACCGCGGCGAAGAAGGACUUAGGCAUUAACAAACCCGUUUACCCUGCUUCUGAGAAGAUCGACCACCAGGGCCAGUCACGGACUCAGGCCCCUGCUAGCGGAAGCGGAUACCAGACUCGAAGCGCAACUGCUGCGCAGAAGAAGCAGAACGACUCGUCCGCCACUGCUGGUCAGGGCGGCGAGUUCCCCAGCGACCCCAAGUACAACGCCAGCUUCAACUCUGAGAUUGGCUCUCAGGACGACCCCGGUCGAUUGGCUGAACAAAAAUUCCAGCGACGUCAGGCCGAGACAGUGGCAGCCGCUGCUGCGCCGGCUCAGAAGGGUACUGGUGACCAAACCUGGUAUCAACCCUUAAACGCAGACCAGCGUGCUUAAAAUUUAAAUUUACCUCUUAUUGUUCUUGAUGAACCAUGCCAUGUACAUUAGAUGAAACGAGAUGAAUCCAAAAUUCAAAAUGGGC